Molecule: messenger RNA, 6974 nt
Organism: Dermacentor andersoni
Lineage: Eukaryota; Metazoa; Arthropoda; Arachnida; Ixodida; Ixodidae
Product: ras GTPase-activating-like protein IQGAP1
Biological process (GO): regulation of GTPase activity; mitotic actomyosin contractile ring assembly actin filament organization
Cellular component (GO): cell cortex
Molecular function (GO): actin filament binding; GTPase activator activity; calmodulin binding
Source: RefSeq, a predicted model, not a curated record
CCUGACCGAAAGCGAAGCACGCGCGUAGUAUAGUACUUUUUUGCGAGCGUAGUAGUAGUAGUAGUGUGCGCGGAAGAAAAAAAAAGCUACGCCACCAUGUCCACCGACGCCGACGACGAAGAGCCGCGGCCUUCUUCGGACGAGAUGGACGAGAAGCGUCAGCUGCGGAUGGCCUACCUGUACCUGUGCCACCUGGAGGAGACGCGGCUGUGGCUGUCGUCGUGCAUCGAGGAGGAGAUGCCGUCGGCGACCCGGCUCGAGGAGUCGCUCCGGAACGGCGUCUACCUGGCGCGGCUGUCACACUUCUUCGCGCCCGGCGAGGUGCCGCUUCGCAAGAUCUACGACGCGGACCAGAGUUUGCACCGGGAGCGCGGCCUGUGCUUCCGGCACACGGACAACAUCAACCACUGGCUGAACGCGAUGCGCGCCAUCGGCUUUCCCGAGCACUUCUUCCCGGACCCGUUCGACCUGUACGAGAAGAAGAACCUGCCCAAGGUCAUCUACUGCCUGCACGCGCUCAGCCUGUACCUGUUCAAGUUGGGCAAGGCGCCCAGGAUCGAGAAGCUGAUGGGCAAGCUGCACUUCUCGGACGAAGAGGUGGAACAGGUCCGGCGCAGCCUGGUGCUCAACGCCGAAGUGACCAUGCCGGCGUUCAGCCUCAUCGACGGCAUCCUCGCCAAGGAGACGAGCGCCGACUCCUCGGCCGUGAUCGCCAUCAACACGGCCAUCGACAAGGGCGAGGCGGACCUGCUCUUCGAGACGCUCUCGGCCCCCGCCGCGCAGCUCAAAGGCGUGAGGCCGGAGAACGUGCACAGGUACCACGAGGUUCUGGAGCGCGCCAAGGCUUCGAAGCUGGGGCAGCGCGCCAUGCGUCGUCUCGAAGGCGGCGAGGACGAGUCCGAGGACAUGUACGAGCGCCUGCUCAGCCUGGCCGAGGUGCAGGGCUACGUCCUCGAGACGAACGUCAACGUGCUCCUGGCCGAAAUCGACGCCGCCAUGGACCGCGGCGACGUGGCGCUCUUCGGCCAACUCCUGCUCACCAGGGAGGACCUGGGCGUCCACGACAUCGUCGAGGACAACGUGCCCGCCUACUUUCAGGUCCUGGCCAAAAUCAAGGAGGACGCCGAGGCGAACAACAACCCUUUCGCGCUGUCCCGCAGCGACCUGCAGGUGGCCGUGCAGCUGGCCAACGAGAAGGUCGAGGAAGAGACGCUGCUCGAGGCGGCCAUCGAGGCGGUGAACAUGUCGCUAGACUGCGGUCGCCCCGAGGACACCCUGGAGGCCCUGCGGGACCCCGGGGCCCGGCUGCCUGGCGUGUACCCGCUGGCCGCGGCCCUCUACCACAACCAGUUCGCGUUCAUCCGCCGCGAGGCGGGCCACAACCUGAGCCACGAGGAGCUCAUCGGCGGCGUCCGCAUCCUGAACGCUAUCGCCGAGGUGAACUUCGCGCUCAAGGCGAGCGGCAGCUUCGACGCGGCCGCCUGCCUCGAGAACCCGCACGCGCACAUCGCCGACGUGCGGCCGCAGAGCCACGACCGGUACCUGGCGGCGCUCAAGGCAGCGCUGGGCGAGCGCGCCGACGGCUUCCUCACGCACACCGAGAUCCAGGACGUCGUGAACGAGGUGAACGCGGCGGAGGACAGCGAGGCCGACCUCGAGGACGCCCUGGAGCGCAUCAACGACGCCGUCGCAUUGGGCACGCCGCAGGCCACCAUGGAAGCGCUGCUGGCGCCAGCCGCGGGCAUUCAGCACCUGAGCCGCGACCACGUGCUUCUGUAUCAGGACCUUCUGGAGGUCAAGCAGAGGUCGCUGGACGAUGAGAGGCCGCUCGGCGUUGAAGACAUUCAGAGCGUCAUCGACACUGCCAACCAGGUGGCCGUGGAGGCCAGCAACAUGUGCAUCGGCCUGGCCACGCUCAACGUGGGCGUCUGCAACCAGAGCGUGGAGGACGUGCGAGGGGGCCUGGAGAGCCUGCGGGUGGUGCCGCUCUUCUGCGGCGACGACGCUGGCGCCAUCGAGGCGUACACGCUCGGGCUGCGCGCCGUGUUCCUCGACAAGCGGGCCCCGUUCGCGUUCGCGCCCAUCGAGUGGUUCGCCUACCUGGUGCGGCCGGGGCUCUUCUUCAACCUCAACGUGGUUCAGUUCCGGAGCGAGUGGUCGCCCACGCCCAAGGCCGACCACACGUCCUUCCUCUCGCUGGACGACGUGCGGGCCGUCGUCCUGAAAGUGAACGAGCGCCUGGAAGAGGCCCGCAUCGUGGCCCAGCUGUCCCCGAUGAUCACCCAGUUCCAGGCCCGCGCCCGCGGGUUCCUCAUUCGCAGCGCUGUGCGCGAACAGUACGCCUUCUAUUGCGAGCACCUGGACGAUAUCGUGCGUCUACAGUCGUGGUUUCGGGCAGUACGGCAGCGCCGGCGCUACCGGCGGAUGCUGUACGAACUAGAGGCUCUGGUGCCGUUCAUUGUGCGGCUGCAGUCCUACGCGAGGGGGUUCCUGGCCCGGAGGAAGGUCUUGGAGCUCUACGAGCACUACAAAGACCGGCAAGACGUGGUGACGUUCGUGCAGACUCGGUACCGGGGUCACCGGGCGCUGCGCGACUACCAGCUGCUGACCAGGGCGACGCCCACGGUGCCAGUGCUCCAGCGGUUCCUGCACAUGCUGGACAUCAGCGAGCACGACCUGUCCGAGGAGAUGGAGCUGCAGAAGGUCAAGGAGAAGGUGGUGGCCACCAUCCGGCACAACCAGGCCCUGGAGAAGGAGGUCUUCCAGAUGGACAUCCGCAUCGGCCUCCUGGUGCGCAACUGCAUCACCCUCGAGGACGUCAUGAGCCACGGCGCCAAGAAGAGGGACACCGCGCUCGCGGCCGUCAAGUCCGACUGGCUACACACCUCGGGCGGCGGCCUGACGGCACUCAGUCGUCGAAGCAGGCAGAGGCUGGAGGCGUACCAGCACGUCUUCUACUUGCUCCAGGUCGACCCCCACUACCUGGCCAAGCUGAUCUUCGUCAUACCGCUGGCCAUGGCCAACAACUUCGUCGAGUCGGUCAUCUACUCGGUCUACAACUACGGAUCGACGCCGCGCGACGAGUACCUGUUGCUGCGGCUCUUCCGGUUCGCCCUGCAGGAGGAAGUGCGCUCCAAGCUGGAGAAGCCCUCGGACAUACUGCGCGGGAACCCGCUGGUUGUGCGCAUGGUGGUCGGCUUCUUCCGCACCCGCGGGGGCCACAACUGCCUCGAGCUGCUGCUCUCGCCGCUGGUCAAGGGGGUGCUCGACGACAAGGAGCUCAAGAUCGACCUGAACCCCGUGGACAUCUACAAGAAGUGGGUGAACGACACCGAGACCACGUCGGGCAAGCCCAGCGGCCUCAAGUACGAGGUCACCGAGGAGGAGGCGCUGCAGCACAACGAGGUCUACAAGAUGCUGCACACCUCGGUCAUCCAGCUGGAGAACAAGGCCAAGAUGUUCGCGCGGACCAUAGCGGAGAGCAAGAACAAGAUUCCGUACGGCAUGCUCUAUCUCUGCAAGGUCCUCAAGAAGGCCCUGGAAGAGAAGUUCCCCGAAUCGGCGGGAGAGGAGAUCACCAAGGUCAUCGGGAACAUCCUGUACUACCGCUACCUCAACCCGGGCAUCGUGGCCCCGGAGUCGUUCGGCGUCGUCAAGCUGGAACCCGAGUGCCCCGUGACCAACGUGCAGAGGCGCAACCUGGGCAACAUCUCCAAGAUCCUCAGUUCGGCCACGUCAGGGGCGCCGUACCGCCAGAAGCACGCCUACCAGAUACGCCUCAACAACCUCAUCGAGUCCUGCAGGGAGAUCCUCCACAGGUUCUUCAUGGAUGCGUGCGAAGUGUCGGAGCCCGAGGAUCGGUUCAACGUGGACAGCUACUCGGAGGCCACGUACAUCACGCCGCCCACCAUCACGCUCACGGCCCUCGAGCUGCGAAGCACGCACAGGUUGCUGUUGGAGCACGAGGACGACAUCGCGCCGGAUCCCAAGGAUCCCCUGCACGUCCUCCUGGAGGACCUCGGUCCCGAGCCGACGCUCGAGGACCUGGUUGGUGGCGGAGGCACUUCGGCAGACACCAUGGAUGUGGGCGUACUGUCUUCGGCCAAGGUAUCUCUGUCCCUGUACGGAAAGUUCUCGGAAGAGGAGGAAGACGUCCCCGAGACCGACCAGCUGCUCAGGGACACCAAGUACAUGCUCGUCGAACUGCUCAAGGUUCUCCGGCACGCGCGCACCGUGGACGAGAUCCUGCACGAGGAGGCCGGGCCCGAGCUCGAGCGCGCCUUCCUCGAGGCACAGCAGGCGACUGUGCGGCUUCCCAAGACGUCCACCGCGAGCCUCUUGGGGCGCCGCAAGUACGGCUCCCUGUCCGCCUUCCGCAAGGCGCUGCUGCGCAACUUGGACAUGCUGGAAGGGCGCGGCAUCGCCAGGGCCGAUGACGACUAUCAGGCCCUGAUGAGCAGCAUCGCGACGGACAUCCUCCAGAAGCGCAACCACCGCGUCAACCGCAAGAGGGAGCUGGCCAACCUGGUGGACACACAGCGCAAGUUGGACGUCAAGACGCACUACUACGAGGAGACGCUGGACUACUACCAGAGGUACGUGAACGCCUGCCUGGCCAACCUGUCGGCGGGCAAGUCCAGACGGCAGUCCAUCGGUCCUGGCGUCGCCGGACGGUCGGCCGGAGACAUUCAGCACCUCAAGCCACUCAAGUCCCGGAGCGCCCUCAAGUAUUCGGGCUGGAAGCUGCACGAGAAAGGCAUUUUGCUCGAGGUCUCGGGGCUCGAGACGAACCAGCUGAAGAGCGUCAGCUUCGAGAUCGCGCCCACCGACCGAGCCGGCGUGUUCAGCGUGCGCACCAAGUUCCUCGGCGUGAGCACCGACGAGUUCACCCUCGACAUCCAGGACCUGCUGCGUCAGCAGUACGAGGGCGUCGCCGUCACCAACCUCUGCGAGCGGGCGCGCGUCAACAACAACCUGCUGCUCUUCUUCCUCAACAAGAAAUUCUACGGCAAGUAACAACGGCUGGAGCGACCUGCUCCUUGCGCGACGGCGAGGGAUGUGGUUGACUCGCCCGUGGACGUGUUCUAGGGAUUUGGUUGACUCGCCCGUGGACGUGUUCUAGGGAUUUUAUUGACUCGCUCGUGGACGUGUUCUCAAGUCUUCGCCCUUACGGAACAGCCCGUGUGAGCCUGUGUGUGUGAGCGUUGCCCAUGUGUGUGAGUGACCACGUACGUGUGUAGGUUUGAAGCGUUUGUGGGAGGCUUCAGUGAAUGUGGACGCGUGUGGAAAAAAAAAAAAAGCACCUGCGGUCGUGGCAACCUCGCGCAGACGCCAUUUGCAGGACCGUUUGCUGGUGACCCUUGGGAACUUUUAAGGAUCACAGCUGCGGCGAUACGUCAAGGACUGCGAACUGCACCAGGCGCAAUGAACACCCGAGAAACCGUCCUGGCAUUAUGCAGCUUAGCAUCGCGCAGACGAAGCUUGAUUCAAUUUGGGAAGAAUUAGCGUAGGCUGUGACCACCGAAGCAGAAACCCCAGAAACAGUCCCCCCCUCUUUUUUUUUUUUUUCAUAAUGUGAUGUGCUAGAGCUAAGCCUUUGCUAAUGUGCUCUCGGAUGGUAGCUGCACGAGGACUAGUCAAAUUGACCUUUUUUUUUUUCUGUGGCUCUUUGGCAGAGGUCGGAGUGUAGCUCCUGAGUUGUAAAAAAAAAAAAAGAAAUAUAAGGAUAGCGGCUAUCGUGAGCACAGGCUUAACGCAGUAGUAAGAUCGAAGUGUUCUUAUUUUUCUUUUUUUUUUUUCGAGCACUUACAUGAAUGGAGGUUGAUCAUCUUGCUGAAAGGACUGGUCUGUUAUGUUUGACCGAACAUCAUUGAGCAGUCUGCACCGUUCGUUUAUUUUUCAACCCCUGCACGUUUCUCGGUGGUCGCAAGGAUCAUCGAAGUUUCCUUCUUUGUUACUUUACGAGAGUUCAAUUCAACGGCUAUAGACUGCUCACAUCGGCUGCGGGGUUUUGCGUGAAGAAACUUUGUUUUGUUUGACUUGUUCGCUAUGUGUUCAUUGGAAUGAAGUAAAAGACCGAGUGGUAAAAUCAUUUGCAUCGAACUAUUCGUUGGCUCGCUGUAAUUACUUUCUUCUGUUCCUUUCGUGUCUUGUGUUUGUAACAGAUACGAGGUCAGUGACUUGAACGAAUUCUCGACACGUUUUGCUGAAACCUAGCGAUGCGCGUGCUUUCCGUGUGUCACGUGCACAAUUCAUCGUCGGUGUUGGAAAAUUGAGCGUUCACGCUAAAUCCCCAAGCGUUGUCCUGUACCAUAAGAGAAAUCCACAGCCUUGGCAUAAGCAGCCUUUACCAAACUGUUACGUUCUAUGGGGAAAUGUGCAAGUUGCCAAAGCAGCGAUGAUGACUGAGGCACGACUUUCAGCUUCUGUGGAAGUGCCGUGUUCCUCAUUAGUGAAACGCGCAAUUAAUUGCCAAGUAUCGAGGACUAAGACAGAGUUUAACUGCGACAACUCGCAACUGUCAAGUUCGUUCACUUUCCGGUGAAGCCACGUUCUGUGCCCUAUAGGGGCCUGCUGCCUCGAAGCGGCUCACGAGUUCUCACUGCCCGUUUGAAACAAUUGUACUUCCUCGUCUAUUUUCCCGUCUGUGAACGAGCGUGCAUUUUUUUAACCUGCAGGCACACUGUAGUAUAUUGUGCUUACGUGGCGAUUGCACGGAACUAGCUGUGAACGUCGGUCGUCGCAGUCGUAGCGUUACAACUGCCAAAUACGACAUCGAAAUGCCGGAGGGGGUGCACGUCCCUCGCGUUCCCCACCUGCCGGCCCGAUCCCGUGCGAACAGUUAUUGUGUGCAUUCGUUUAGUGAAUUUUAUAGCCCGUGUUUUAACUUUUUGCGUUCGACGGGUGCGACCGUGCGCAAUGAGACGUUCUGGUGCGGUGUAUUCGGCAUCAAAUAAAAUGUUUCGUGCUCUUGG